AUGGCAUCGUCGUUGACUGUGGAUUUAUGUCUGUUUGACAUGGACGGCACCAUCGUGAGUACGACGGUGGCUGCCGAGAGCGUGUGGAGGGAUCUAUGCAAGGAUCAUGGCGUUGAUCCGGAGGAACUGUUCGAACACUCACACGGGUCACGCUCCUCUGAAAUACUGGCGAGGUUCUUCCCUCAAUUGGACAACACGGACAACAAAUUGACCUUCCAAUUGGAGCAACAAAUGGGUGCCAACUACCUGGACACGGUCAGCCUGAUCCCCGGCGCAAAGGAUCUGCUACUCAGUUUGGAUAGGAACCCUACAACGGGGGAGAAACUGAGGGGCAGGAAGUGGGCAGUGGUCACAUCUGCGACAUCUUACCUUGCAUUCAGAUGGUUCAAAACUAUCCUGAAAGAUGUGGGCAAACCAGAUGUGUUCGUGACGGGCAUGGACGUGACGAGGGGCAAGCCGGACCCUGAGGGUUACGCAAAGGCCCGGGACGAGCUCUCUGCAGUAUGGCAUUGUGAUUCCCCACAGUGUGUUGUCUUUGAGGACGCCCCCGUGGGGAUUAAAGCCGGUAAAGCGAUGGGUGCAUACACCAUCGGGAUAACCAGCACUUACGAUAAGGCUGCUCUAUUCGAUGCGGGGGCCGAUUUUGUCGUCCCGGAUUUAACUCAAGUCACAGUCACCGGGAACUCGAACGAGGGCAAAAUCACCAUUGCUAUUGGUAACGCUCUCUCGAAGAACUGA
This is a messenger RNA of Huiozyma naganishii CBS 8797, 738 nucleotides long. RefSeq names its product 2-deoxyglucose-6-phosphatase (gene DOG2). The record is from RefSeq and is a predicted model, not a curated record. The transcript has a single exon. Bases 1 to 738 code for a protein of 245 amino acids. Gene Ontology annotation, molecular function: 2-deoxyglucose-6-phosphatase activity; beta-phosphoglucomutase activity. Lineage: Eukaryota; Fungi; Ascomycota; Saccharomycetes; Saccharomycetales; Saccharomycetaceae.